AUGACUGGUGUACUGCUCGUACUGCCCAUGCCAUUAAUGAUGGAUCAUGCCUCUUGGAAGAGGCUGGAGGAGAUGUGGACGUUCAGAACCUUUCACCCACCCGUAAAAUUCAGAAGACGAAAAGCGAGGAGAAAGAGAUUCGCGCAACUAGCCCUGAACGCAUCGAUUGGUGGCGAUGCAAUCCUUGGAAAGGGGCAACCUGCGUACUAUACACCACUUCCAGAGGACAGGGAACAGAAAGGCUGGGUAGCUUCAGGUCAAGUCAUGCUCAACCUGAACUUUGGUUGA
This is a messenger RNA of Penicillium oxalicum, 288 nucleotides long. RefSeq lists its product as uncharacterized. NCBI's taxonomy places the organism in Eukaryota, Fungi, Ascomycota, Eurotiomycetes, Eurotiales, Aspergillaceae. The record is from RefSeq and is a predicted model, not a curated record. The transcript is spliced from 2 exons. The coding region runs from base 1 to 288 and encodes 95 amino acids.